Molecule: messenger RNA, 955 nt
Organism: Erinaceus europaeus (western European hedgehog)
Lineage: Eukaryota; Metazoa; Chordata; Mammalia; Eulipotyphla; Erinaceidae
Gene: NPPC
Product: natriuretic peptide C
Exons: 3
Coding region: 42-422 (126 amino acids)
Biological process (GO): cGMP biosynthetic process; receptor guanylyl cyclase signaling pathway
Cellular component (GO): extracellular region
Molecular function (GO): hormone receptor binding; hormone activity
Source: RefSeq, a predicted model, not a curated record
CCGGGCUCAGAGCGCACCCCGGACUGGCGCCCGCGGCCACCAUGCACCUCUCCCAGCUGCUGGCCUGCGCCCUGCUGCUCACGCUGCUCUCGCCGCGGCCCUGCGAAGCCAAGCCUGGGGCGCCCCCGAAGGCGCCGCGCACCCCGCCCGGGGAGGAGCUAGCGGAGCCCCAGGCUGCAGGCGGGGGUCCCAAGAAGGGCGACAAGGCGCCCGGGGGCGGCGGCGCCAACGCCAAGGGCGACCGGUCGCGACUGCUGAGGGACCUGCGCGUGGACACCAAGUCGCGAGCCGCCUGGGCCCGCCUGCUGCACGAGCACCCAGGCGCGCGCAAGUACAAAGGCGGCAACAAGAAGGGCUUGUCCAAGGGCUGCUUCGGCCUCAAGCUGGACCGGAUCGGCUCCAUGAGCGGCCUGGGAUGUUAGUGCGGUGCCCCCUGGCGGCGGAUUGGCAACUUGCUUCGUUUUGCUGAGGUCACCCCCGGUCAUCAGCUGUGACCUUCCCGGCUCCUUGGAAGCAGCGUGAACUGCAAUGUGGCUUUUACAUCCCCCCUUCCCAUGUGUCCUUGCCCUCGUUCUGGGAGUCACACCAGCUCUCCUGUUACUCUUGGGGGAAGCAGGGGUAUGAUCUUCUUUUUUUUUUGGAAAAUGAAAAAUAAAAAAUGAUAUAUUAUAUAUAUUAUAUAUAUACACCAAACGCCCACACCUGCACCAGCACGAUGACAAGGGGCAGUUUCUCAGAGACUGAGAGCCAGCUGUCACACGCCGCUAUUUGUCAAGCCGUGCCGUGCAUAAAUGUAUUUAUGUUGUAAAGCUAUUUAUAUUGUGUAUAAAGAGAUAUUUAUAAAAAUUUUAUUUAUGUAACGAAACCAGAGAAGUCCAUCAUUGUAAUGUUUCUUGUCUUAACUAGUUGGAAAAUGUAAAACAAACAAACAAAAAAAUGUCCUGCCGUGAACAUC